Messenger RNA from Nothobranchius furzeri (turquoise killifish), 516 nucleotides. RefSeq names its product transmembrane protein 220 (gene tmem220). Lineage: Eukaryota; Metazoa; Chordata; Actinopteri; Cyprinodontiformes; Nothobranchiidae. The record is from RefSeq and is a predicted model, not a curated record.
AUGGGAGAAGUUAAUAACGUGAAGAACUCAAAGCCACGGCUUCUGACUGUCUGGAAAACCUGCAACGCUGUUAUGUCUUUAUUCUUCACCCUCGCAUCAUACGUCCAGAUAAAUGACCCGGAUGCAGGUCUAUGGAUGGUGGGUUAUGGUGUUCCUGCAGUCCUGUGUGCGUUAAUUGGCUUCAGACCGCACGUGACAGAGUCUUUGCCCUGGAGGCGCGUUGCUGACCUUCAUGUGAUGAUCUCCAGUGCAAUUAUCUCCAUGUUAGGGUGGAAACUUUACACAGGCCCAGUCACUCACAUCUUCCACCAGGAGGAGGGCAGAGAAUUUUCUGGUCUCAUGCUGAUGGCUGUUUGGCUCCUCCUGUGUCGCCACUCUGGAAGAGCUCCUGUUGGGAUGCUGCGUGUGUCUACAGCUGUUGCCAUCACAGUUUUUCCUAUUGUAGCCUGGCUGUAUUACUACACCAAUAAGGAGCUGAGAUCAAACUGGCCUUCACAUUGUAAAACUGCUAUUUAG